CCGACGACGUUUCGUUGCGCUUGCACCUCUACAAAUGUCGAGUUCUGGUUCCUUAUCUUCACCUACACCACCCGUUCUACACAACACUGACAUCACACCAGCGCUCCCGGCGCCGGAACCGAACAAGCAUAUCGUUGUGCCACCAUGGAGGACGCCGCAACCACCACCACGACGGCCCGGAAGCAGGUGGUGCUCUACCCAUCGCCCGGCAUGGGCCACCUGGUCUCCAUGAUCGAGCUCGGCAAGAUCUUCGCCGCUCGCGGCCUCGCGGUCACCAUCGUCGUCGUCACCCUGCCGUACGACACUGGAGCAGCAACGGGGCCUUUCCUCGACGGCGUCACCGCGGCCAACCCAUACAUCUCCUUCGACCGCCUUCCGCCGGUCAAGCUCCCGUCCGUGGAGUACAACCACCCCGAGGCGGUCACCUUCGAGGUCGCCCGCGUCUCAAACCCGCACCUCCGAGACUUCCUCGCCGGCGCCUCCCCGUCCGUCCUCGUGGUGGACUUCUUCUGCGGCAUCGCCCUCGACAUCGCCGAGGAGUUCCGGAUCCCCGCGUACUUCUUCUUCACCUCAGGCGCCGGGACCCUGGCUUUCUUCUUGUAUCUCCCGGUGCUGCACGCUCGGAGCACGGCGAGCUUCCAGGACAUGGGCGAAGAGCUCGUGCACGUACCGGGAAUCCCGUCGAUUCCUGCGACCCACGCCAUCAAGCCGCUCAUGGACCGUGACGACGAAGCCUACAGAGGGUUCCUGAGAGUAUCCGCCGACCUGUGCCGCUCCCAGGGCAUUAUCGUGAACACCUUCCGCUCGCUCGAGCCGCGCGCCAUCGACACGGUCACCGCCGGGCUCUGCGCACCUUCUGGCCUCCAGACGCCUCCGGUGCACUGCAUCGGGCCGCUGAUAAAGUCGGAGGAGGUGGGCGUGAAGCGCGGCGAAGAGUGCCUCCCGUGGCUGGACACGCAGCCCAAGGGCAGCGUGGUGUUCCUCUGCUUCGGCAGCCUCGGCUUGUUCAGCGCCGAGCAGAUCAGAGAGGUAGCCAAUGGGCUAGAGGCGAGUGGCCAAAGGUUCCUGUGGGUUGUGCGGAGCCCGCCCAGCGACGACCCGGCGAAGAAGUUCGAGAAGCCGCCGGAGCCGGACCUCGACGCUCUCCUCCCGCAGGGCUUUCUGAGCCGGACCGAAGGCACGGGCCUCGUGGUCAAGUCGUGGGCGCCCCAGCGUGACGUGCUGGCGCACGACGCGGUGGGUGGGUUCGUGACGCACUGCGGCUGGAACUCCGUGCUGGAGUCUGUCAUGGCCGGCGUGCCCAUGGUGGCGUGGCCGCUGUACGCGGAGCAGCGGAUGAACAGAGUGUUCCUGGAGGAGGAGCUGGGCCUGGCCGUGGCGGUGGAAGGGUACGACAAGGAGUUGGUGAAAGCCGAGGAAGUGGCGUUGAAGGUGAGGUGGCUGAUGGAAUCUGACGGCGGGAGAGUGCUCCGGGAGCGGACGUUGGCGGCCAUGCGGCAGGCGAGGGAGGCGCUGCGCGUGGGCGGGCAGUCGGAGGCGACGUUGACGCGGCUCGUGGACGGUUGGAUGCUUGCUUGACGUGGGACAUGCGCCCUGGGAUUACCUUUGGUUCAGCACCGAAAGAGUCACUGACGCAUUGAAGUUGGGAGCUCAGGCGAGCCACCACAUGCUUGGAUAUGUGUGCGUGUUAAUUUAGUUUCAGGCAAAGUUGAUAACUUGAGUACCUUGGUCUUUUGAGAAUUAUCAAGAUGAUGGCCUUUGUAGUAAACAGUUUAGCUAUAUAUUUGUUAGACGACAUAGAAAAAACUAUUCCCUUCGUCCAUAAUUAAUUGGGGCCGGUAUUUUUCAAAGAAGCUCCCGUAGAUUUCUGAAA
Molecule: messenger RNA, 1873 nt
Organism: Brachypodium distachyon (stiff brome)
Lineage: Eukaryota; Viridiplantae; Streptophyta; Magnoliopsida; Poales; Poaceae
Product: phloretin 2'-O-glucosyltransferase
Exons: 1
Coding region: 145-1578 (477 amino acids)
Molecular function (GO): UDP-glycosyltransferase activity
Source: RefSeq, a predicted model, not a curated record